ACUAGAAAUUCAAUUAAAAAAUUAAACAAAUGUGUCAACAACAAUAUCAGUAAUACUUUCAAUUUUUAUCAAUCAAAAAGGAAAACACAAUAUCGAAUAUGAUAUUUUUAAAAACACUCUUUACUUUACAGAUUAGAUUUAGCAUCCCACAAUUAGUAUUAUGGAUCAGGAAAAAGUAUCCCAAAAUAAUUCAUCGAAGGAGAAAGUCACCUACCUAGGCGGAGACCCUGAAGAGAGAGCGAAAGCUGAUAAAGCCCUCAAAGAAAUUUGUAGUGAUGGAAAUGUCUCAUACGUAGUGUCAUCGGAUCAAACACACUGCUUUCUCUAUGCCAAAGCUGUAGGAGAGGCAGAGAAGGCUGCCGAAAGGUAUAAUGAAUUAAUAGGUUGUAGAUAUGACAACAAAGAAACGGGAAAUGAGAGUGUUGAGCUUACGACCAAAGAAUCAGAAGAAAACGGUAGUAGUCAUGUUGCCAAUCAUGGGAAUAAAAACAACGAGGAAGAAAAAGAAGAAAAUGAAAAUGAUACACAUAUUGCAGAAGAGGCAGAAUUAUUUCAUGCAAAUACCAAAGUAAAAACAGUGAAACCCCCAGAAAGUGAAACAGAUGAAGAGAAAAGCAACAUCCAAAACAGAGGUGAAAAUCAGUCCAUAAAAAGAAAUUCCGCUUCCGAUAAAAGAUCAUCUACUUCGACAUUAAGAUCACCUGACAUACCAGUUUUUUUAUACAUCAAAAGAGUCAGAGAACGAGACAUUCAAUAACAAUACCCGUAGUACACCCUGCAAUGAUAAUGACCUUCAGGCAACAGACAGAAAUUCUUCAACCGAAGAAAAGUCUUCUACCUCGUCAAAAGGCAUAGGAAGUAAACAAAAUUCUGAAAUCACUGAAAUUUUGACUGCUGAAGGAUUCGUCAUAAAGCUU
Messenger RNA from Saccostrea cuccullata (small rock oyster), 917 nucleotides. Its product is annotated as myb-like protein X. Lineage: Eukaryota; Metazoa; Mollusca; Bivalvia; Ostreida; Ostreidae. The coding region runs from base 161 to 757 and encodes 198 amino acids. The record is from RefSeq and is a predicted model, not a curated record. The transcript has a single exon.